Messenger RNA from Odobenus rosmarus divergens (Pacific walrus), 585 nucleotides. It is a transcript of the gene SFTA2, whose product is annotated as surfactant associated 2. The transcript is spliced from 3 exons. Bases 251 to 487 code for a protein of 78 amino acids. The record is from RefSeq and is a predicted model, not a curated record. Lineage: Eukaryota; Metazoa; Chordata; Mammalia; Carnivora; Odobenidae.
GAGGAAAGGGAACCACCUUCUAUUUUCCCCAACAGCCCAGUGAAUGGCCCUCUCCUGGGUCCUCAAAGCCUUAAUGGGAAAACUGGAAAAUCCAGUUACCCAGCUUCCCUCUCCCAUUUCCCCCCAAACGCCUGGGCUUAAGGAUUGAGUGGAGUGCAGAAAGGCAGGCCUGGUAAGGAGAGCCAGCCAGAGCUUCAGACAUCUCUUCUGUCCAUCAGAGAAGCAAGAAGCAAGAAGCAAGGUGGCCACAAUGGGGGCCAGGAUGCCCUUCUUCCUCUUCCUGACUCUCCUGGGCAGCUCACAGGGAACAGGGCCAGGAUUGACUUUGCAGCUGAAGCUGAAGGACUCCUUUCUAACAAAUUUCUCCUAUGAGUCCAGCUUCCUGGAAUUGCUUGAGAAGCUCUGCCUCCUCCUUCACCUCCCGUCAGGGACCAACGUCACCCUCCAUCAUGCAGGAUCCCCACGCCAUGUCACCUGCGAAGUCUGAGAAUGGUCAAACUCUGUGUCCCCCCCUUGGCCCAGGCAUUUGGCCACCGAGGUACAGGAGGGAUGCCCUAACCCUGAUGAGUAAAUGUGCUGAAUUCA